UUUUUUGGUGCGUUUUCCGCCCGCCGCCGUGGCCGCCCGGCGAUGAACGGCGGGGCCCUGCCGCCGCCGCUGCCCCCCGCCGCCCCCCGCGGCCGCCGGCGGCCCGCCUCCCCCGAGCUGCUGCGCUGCAAACGCCGCCUGGCCUUCGCCGCCCUGCCGGGCACCGGGGCGGCAGCGGCGGCCGCCGUGGCCCGGCGUAACGAGCGGGAGCGCAACCGAGUCCGGCUGGUCAACAUGGGCUUCGCCGCCCUCCGCCAGCACGUCCCCCACGGCGCCGCCAGCAAGAAGAUGAGCAAAGUGGAGACCCUCCGCUCCGCCGUCGAGUACAUCCGCGCCUUGCAGCGGCUCCUCGACGAGCACGACGCCGCCGCCGCCGCCUUCCCCGACGGCCGCGGGCGGGCGGCCGUCGGGGAAGGUGGCGGCGGCGGCGGCUACUCCUCCGCUUCGCCCUCCUUCGCCUCCUCCGUGCCCGGCUCGCCGUGCUCCUCCGAGGAGAGCGGCUACGACGCGGCGCUCAGCCCCGAGGAGCGGGAGCUGCUGGACUUCACCAGCUGGCUCGGGAGCUACUGAGCCGGUGUGAGCCGCGCUCAGCCUGCAGUACCUCAGCGCCCUCGCUCUCCGCAGCAGCCAGCAUCCCUGCCCCCCCCCGAAAAAAUGCUCACACGCCCUCCCCCCCCAACUCAACCCCGGCGGGACCCUGCUGUCUGCGUUCCUCGCCGGGUUCACCCCUCGUCUCCGGGCUGUGGAAAGUGCAAUGGUGUAAAAGACUGGCCGGGGCUCCGCCACCCGCUCCCGGGGCAGCGUCUCCCGCCGGGAGAAUCCGACGGAGAGGAUGCCCCAGCGACCCCGCUUCCCCCCCCACGGCUGCUUCCCGGUGUUGCUUUGGAGGGGCGGGGGGAAAAAAACAAAAGAAACUGAAAACACUUGAUGCUUCCUUGCUUCUGGAGGGGGAGGGAAUUUUUUUAUCAUGUCAGAUUCUAUUUUAUAUGUAACUUGAACUGCCUAUGGGAACACUGGUGUAUGAAGACUUAUUUUUGUACAAGAAACCUUAGAGAAAAGGGGUGAGGGGAUAGUUCUAUUUUUAGCAAGCCCUAUUCCCUUGUUCUUGAACACUGCCAGCUAGAAUGUUUUGGGAACAUACAUGGUUUAUAUAAAAAGUUGAGUUUUUUCCUCUCCAAACACUUUAGUAAAAGACUGUAAAGUUAUGUUGUGUCUUAACGUGGUGUCUGAGUUUGCCUGGUGUGAAGGUAUACUUCUCUGAAAACUGAAGUUUGUUUUUUUUUUUUUUUUAAAAAAUAUGUAUUGAAGGCAUUUUUGUAUGCACUUGCUAGGAUUUCUUAAAUUGU
Molecule: messenger RNA, 1346 nt
Organism: Chroicocephalus ridibundus (black-headed gull)
Lineage: Eukaryota; Metazoa; Chordata; Aves; Charadriiformes; Laridae
Gene: ASCL2
Product: achaete-scute family bHLH transcription factor 2
Exons: 2
Coding region: 43-570 (175 amino acids)
Biological process (GO): developmental process; regulation of transcription by RNA polymerase II
Molecular function (GO): DNA-binding transcription factor activity, RNA polymerase II-specific; RNA polymerase II transcription regulatory region sequence-specific DNA binding; protein dimerization activity
Source: RefSeq, a predicted model, not a curated record